AUGGUAAUUUACCAAUGCAACGUCGGAGAAGACCUCAAGUCACGCGUGAUUGUCGAAGCCGUGAGGGCCUUCUCUGAGUCUCCUUCGUCACCAAAGGCGGACGUGGCUAAUGUCCAGAUGCUCCGCAGCCACUGCAUCGAUGCGUCUUUGAAGUUUCACUUUGAAACAGCGCAUGAUGUGCAAACUGUAUGCCGCCGCAAGACAAGACAAGGUUUCCGCCUAGGAAUCCUUGGCGAGGAAAGCCGGAUGGGGUGA
Molecule: messenger RNA, 255 nt
Organism: Phytophthora infestans T30-4
Lineage: Eukaryota; Oomycota; Peronosporomycetes; Peronosporales; Peronosporaceae
Exons: 2
Coding region: 1-255 (84 amino acids)
Source: RefSeq, a predicted model, not a curated record